AUGAGGACUUCUCUGCAGGCAGUGGCCCUCUGGGGCAAGAAGGCUCCUCCCCACAGUAUCACCGCCAUCAUGAUGACCGAUAACCAGCAGAUGAUUGUGACCGGAAGUCAAGAGGGGCAGCUCUGUCUCUGGAACCUCUCGCCUGAACUCAAGAUUUCAGCUAAAGAACUCCUGUUUGGUCAUUCGGCUUCAGUAACGUGUUUGGCAAGGGCAAGUGACUUCUCUAAACAGCCCUAUGUUGUCAGUGCUGCAGAAAAUGGGGAGAUGUGUGUUUGGAAUGUCACCAAGGGACAGUGCGUGGAGAAGGCCACACUUCCUUACAGGCACACUGCCAUCUGUUAUUACCACUGCUCAUUCCGGAUGACAGGAGAAGGGUGGCUUCUGUGUUGUGGAGAGUAUCAAGAUAUCCUUGUAAUUGAUGCCAAAACAUUGUCCAUUGUUCAUACUUUUACAUCUUCUCAAUCUCCCGAUUGGGUCACCUGCAUGUGCAUUGUUCACUCCAUGAGAAUCCAAGAAGAUUCCCUCCUGGUGGUGUCAGUAACUGGGGAGCUCAAGGUGUGGGACCUCUCCUCAUCUAUCAACAGCAUUCAGGAAAAGCAAGAUGUUUAUGAAAAAGAAUCCAAGUUUCUAGACUCCUUGAACUGUCAGACAAUACGAUUUUGCACAUAUACGGAGAGACUUCUACUGGUGGUGUUUUCUAAAUGUUGGAAGGUUUAUGAUUAUUGUGAUUUUUCCCUUCUCUGGACUGAAAUUAGUAGAAACGGGCAGUGCUUUGCCGGUGGAGAGGUGCUUGCUGCUCACAGAAUCCUCAUCUGGACAGAAGAUGGUCACAGUUACAUCUAUCAGCUGCUGAACAGUGGGCUUUCAAAAAGCAUAUACCCUGCUGAUGGAGGAGUGCUUAAAGAGACCAUUUAUCCUCAUUUACUGUGCUCUACUUCUGUGGAGGGGAAUAAGAGCCGUCCCUCUGUUAUGGGCUACAUGAAUGAAAGGAAAGAGCCAUUUUAUAAAGUGCUCUUCUCUGGAGAAAUCUCUGGAAGAAUUACACUGUGGCACAUUCCCGAUGUUCCUAUUUCCAAGUUUGAUGGUUCCCCUGGAGAGAUCCCAAUCACUGCCACCUGGACCCUUCAAGAUAAUUUUGAUAAGCAUCAUGCUGUAUCACAAAGUAUCAUUGACCAUUUCUCUGAGGUUAAAGAUGGGGCCGGAACUGCUGUAGUCACUUCAUCAGAAUAUGUUCCAAGUCUUGAUAAGCUAAUAUGUGGCUGUGAAGAUGGGACAAUUUUCAUCACCCACGCUUUGAGUGCUGCCAAAGCAGGACUUCUAGAAGGCGGUUCUUUAUUAAGAGGAUCCUCCUGUCACAAAGUUCUGAAAGGCCAUCACCAAAGAGUCACUGCCUUAUUGUACCCACACGGUCUCUCUUCAAGAUUUGACCUGAGCUGGAUGGUGUCUGGGGACCAAAACUCAUGUGUCAUCUUGUGGGACAUCUUUACUGAAGACAUUUUGCAUAAAUUCUUUUUGGAAGCUGGUUCAGUAAUGAGCCUUUUGAUGUCGCCAGAGAAUUUUAAAGUAAGCGACCAGAUCAUUUGCUGUGUGUGCAGUGACCACUCUGUGUCUCUGCUUCACCUGGAGGGGAAGAGGUGCCUCCUGCGUGCCCGGAAGCACCUUUUCCCUGUAAGGAUGAUAAAAUGGCACCCAGUCGAGAAUUUCUUAAUUGUCGGAUGUGCAGAUGACUCUGUCUACAUCUGGGAGAUUGAAACAGGCACUUUGGAAAGACAUGAGACAGGAGAGAGAGCAAGAAUUAUCCUCAAUUGUUGUGAUGACUCACGACUUCUAAAGCGUGAGUCUGCACUUUGCAUUGCCUCAGAGACACAUAAGCACAAAAGUAUAGAACAAAGAUCAUCGGCCUCCUCCCAGCUUGGGCCAGUACCUUGCCCUGGUCUGCAGGUGGAGUCUUCAUGUCAGGUUGCUGAUGCCACAUCUUUCUCACAGCCUUUUCACGUCUUGCCUGUGAAGACGAAAUGGAGUAAUGUUGGCUUUUACAUUCUUCUCUUUGAUCUGGAAAAACUGAUUGAACAUUUGCUGCCAUCUCCACUCAGAGAUGUCGACCCUUCCAGCUCCUUCUAUGGUAAUGAGGUCAUAAGAAGGGCCAAGAGCACAGUGGAGAAGAAGACAAUGAAAAGAAAUAAAGUUGCCUGUAGUCACCUCCCUGCAGAGGCACAGGCCAUGGCUGCUGGUGAAAACCUAGCCCCAGGGGAUAGUACUAGCAAAUUAUUUGAAGAAAAUGAUGGCAUUAAAGGGCCAAAGAAAAUGAAGAGUUCCAAAAUGAUGCACCCUAAACUAUCCAGAAAAGUUGAUGCCAACCUCACAGUAGACACAGCAAAAUUGUUUCUGUCUUGCCUUUUGCCAUGGGGAGUGGACAAAGAACUAGAUAAUCUCUGCAUUAAGCAUCUCAAUAUUUUAAAGCUUCAGGGUCCUGUUUCUUUAGGACUCGCUUCAGAUAGAGACUACUUCUCAUUAAUGCUGCCUGGUUGGGAUUUAUGCAAUACUGAAAUGAUGAAAGACUCUUCAAGAGUCAACUUAUUUUCCAGAAAAGUUUUGGAACUGUCAAAUAAAUACUCAGCCACUCUUCCAAACCAUGUUGGAAUACCAAGAGGAUUGGAAAAUGAUUGUGAUUCCUUGCAAGAGACAAAAACUAUAGUUUAUUUAUUGAACAAAUUAUUUUUAAUUAAUAAACUAGUUAACGUGCCUUUAGAACUGACCUAUGGAAUUGAGAGUUCCUUCAAGAUGGAAUCUGUUCAUAAGAUGAAAAGUCCCGGGACUGAUGUUUUGAAUAUUUCAAGCUUCUAUGGUUGCUUGCGAAAUGGUAAGAAUGAAUCCCAUAUACUUGAGGCUGACCUUUCACUUGUGAAGCUGGUUUCCUACUGGAGAGAUCAGUCUGUACAGGUAACUGAAGCAAUACAAGCUGUUCUUUUGGCAGAAGUUCAACAGCACAUGAAGCCUUGGAGAAAGAUACCAGUGAACAGUCAACUUGUGUCCCUGGCAGAGAAUGGUAACUGUGAGAUAAUGCAGAUCUUCCCAAAGAAGGAAUGGGAUGAGGAACUAGAGUUACAGUGUAUUAGAAGCACUUUGCCUCUGCACGCACCAGCCAGUCCGGUCAAGCAUGGCAACAACUCCAGCUCGGCAAACUUCCAACAUGCUGAGGACACGCCUGACAGAGGUGUCUUAGAAGCAUCUGAGAGUCCAGGUGGGCCAAGACAUCACUCAUGGAUAUUAAAGGUGUGUUCCUGCAAGGUGUGCUAA
This is a messenger RNA of Lepus europaeus (European hare), 3297 nucleotides long. It is a transcript of the gene WDR72, whose product is annotated as WD repeat domain 72. Bases 1 to 3297 code for a protein of 1098 amino acids. Gene Ontology annotation, molecular function: protein binding. Lineage: Eukaryota; Metazoa; Chordata; Mammalia; Lagomorpha; Leporidae. The record is from RefSeq and is a predicted model, not a curated record. Gene Ontology annotation, cellular component: cytoplasm. Gene Ontology annotation, biological process: protein localization to plasma membrane. The transcript is spliced from 19 exons.